AAAUAAAACCAAAACAAAUUAGUCUAUGUACUAAAAGUGCAAAUAUUUCAAAAUAUGUUGCAAUAUUUGCAGUCACACUACCCAUAGUUUACUACUCGAUAAACGUUAUCCUGAAAAGAAAAGAUAAAUUAGGAACAUGCCAAUCGAUAAGAGGUAAAAUAAUUCCACGGAAGCGAAUUACUCCAGAUUAGUAUAAAAUACUAAAUCCAGUAUGAUUUUAUGAAUAGUUGAAUUCGGUAGUGUUUUCUUCAUAUUGAAAAUUGUUUUCUUUCUUCAAGAAAUUUUCGAGGUAUAUUCUAUUGAGUUUUAAACAAGUUUCACUGGAGAGAGUGGAACAAACGAAUCCAUGGAACAAGGACGGUAAUUAUAAUCUCAUUGAUGCAAGUUCUAUUCUAGCCCGCGACAUAGCCGCCAUAACAGUUCUAUAUCGAGCCAAUUGUGAGGCUUGUCGCAUUCUGAAAGAAAUCUAAGCGGAUGUAGAUUUAUCGGUACGAGCCUCGGCGAGUUGGCCAGGAAGAUCGCAAUCAGAUUGCUUAUCAGAUUGGCAUUCAAAAAAUUAGCUUGCGAUACGUUGGGCUUCAGUUUAAUUAUAAAAUACAUACUGGAGGAUGAAUCUGCAUUGGAGAGAUUCACAGCGACUGGCUAUGCUUUAAACAGCUUUGAAGAUAAAGGCGUUGUCUUGUGAAGUAUAUAUGAAAGAAACACUUAAUUUGACAAAAGAAGUACAAAGGAUUAUUGGAGCUGCAUAUAGCUUUUGUCAAAAUGGUACUGUUUAAAUGCAUGAGAACCCUUAGUCCCGAGGAAAAGCUCAGUAAAGAAUUGGAUCAGGACAUCAAGCAGUGGCAACGUAAUUAUGAUAAUUCUAUCAAGCUUUUAUUACUGGUUGAUAUUAUAUCAGGAACUGGAGAUGCUGGAAAAACUACGAUCAUAAAGCAGAUGAGAAUUCUACAUGUUCAAGGAUAUUCGGAUAAGGAACGGCAGGAUUAUAUAGAUAUUGUACGAGGAAAUUUACACGAUGCUAUAUACAGUUUGGUUUCUCAUUUAACAUUAAUGGAACCAUCCUUGGACUUUCAAGAUGAUGAUAGUGAAAUUUCUGGGAAUUAUAUUCUUGCCAUGGGUCCACAUGCUACAAUUUUUUCUGAAGAGUACUAUGAUCAUGUUCAGAGACUUUGGGAGGAUCUUGGAAUAAGAGAAUGCUACCGUAGGUCCAAUGAAUUUCAAUUAAUCGAUAGUGCAAAAUACUUUCUAGACAGGAUAUAUGAAAUCAGAAAAGAGAACUAUGUGCCUAUAGAUCAAGACAUCUUGCACAGUAAACAGACAACGAUAGAAAUACAGAAGGUUGAAUUUUCAGUAAAUGUAUCAAAAAAUUUUUACAAUGGUACUCAGGAAUUUUGGAUGUUUGAUGUUGGUGGACAACGAGGUGAAAGAAAAAAGUGGAUUCAGGUCUUCGAAGGUAUCCAUGCGGUCCUCUUUGUGGUGGCAUGCAGUGACUUUGAUCAGAAUCUUUGUGAAGACAACAAGCAAAACAGACUAAAAGAAUCCAUUACGCUCUUCACAGAUGUUUGGAAUAGUAGAUUUCUCGUGGAUGCUGGCUUCAUAGUUUUUCUGAAUAAGCAGGACAUCCUUAAGGAUAAGAUAGAGAGUGGAAAGGAUAUAGGAAUUCAAUUUCCAGAGUAUGAUGAUUACAAAUUAUCAUCCAAGGAUGGAAAUUCUUUUGAUCAUUAUUACAGAACGCGGUGCUUCAUUCGCGAUACGUUCGUGAAAAUUACUCAACAAAAACGUGACAAUGUUACCAAACACAUAGCACCUGGUAUUACGUUGAAUUAUGAGGAAACAAAAUUGCGAGAUUGUUAUUAUCAUUUUACAACAGCUACAGAUACAGAUAACAUAAAGACCGUUUUCGAUGACGUUCACUCGAUGAUCAUUGAAACGAAUCUGAGAAACAGUGGUGUGAGUGGAGUCGAAUGACACUUAAAGAAGAUAAUAGAUAAAUGAUACCGUUUUUCGAUGAGAUACCAAAAAAUGCUUGUAUGAAUUAAUGCAGAAAAUUAUUAAGCGUGUUCGAUCGCCUGUUUGUUACGACUGACAGAUCGUGCUUUAAGAAAAUGAAUUUCAAAACUUAAUCAUUUACUACUAGAUAUUCUUGAGUUAGUGCAAAUCUAAUCAAAGUGAUUCUAUUCAUAUUCUUUUAUCAUGGUGCUUAAAUCAAUGACUAGAAUACAUACUGCGAAGAGAUAUUAAAAAUCGAUAAAUUUUUUGUUGUCUUGAGUUAACAGGGAUGGUUACUCGAGAUUCUGUAAAUAUUAUAAUUAUUUAUUAAUCCCAGUGUGCAGCCGGAGCCAAAGAGUAUGCAAGAAUGUGUGAUGUAAUUGCGCAGUACGCUUUCCUUGUUUACAUGCUGAAUCAGUUUUAUUUAUUUCAUAAAUUCAUAGACUUAAAUUUGUGCCGUGUAAAAACCCAUUGUGUUGAAUGUCUAAAUGAAUGAAUAGUAAUGAAAGAGAUUACACAAAAACAUGAAAGCGAGACAUAAGUAAAUAUUUGUAGUAAAUUGCCUUUUUCUAUCCUGUUUUCUUGGAAAAAUACAAAGAUUCUUCCAGUCA
Messenger RNA from Cephus cinctus (wheat stem sawfly), 2600 nucleotides. Its product is annotated as guanine nucleotide-binding protein G(f) subunit alpha. Gene Ontology annotation, cellular component: heterotrimeric G-protein complex. Lineage: Eukaryota; Metazoa; Arthropoda; Insecta; Hymenoptera; Cephidae. Gene Ontology annotation, molecular function: G protein-coupled receptor binding; G-protein beta/gamma-subunit complex binding; GTP binding. The transcript is spliced from 7 exons. The coding region runs from base 763 to 1968 and encodes 401 amino acids. The record is from RefSeq and is a predicted model, not a curated record. Gene Ontology annotation, biological process: adenylate cyclase-modulating G protein-coupled receptor signaling pathway.